GCCACGCCCCCUCCGGCCUCGCGCAUGCCCCGUGAGGGCUCCAAGAUGGCGGCGGCGGCGCCGGGAGGCGGCGGCUCCUGCGGGGGGGGCGGGGGGGGCUCCGGGAGCGCCGGGAACGGCACCGGGAAUAACGCCGGGAAUAACGGCGGGAUGGAGGUGGACGGGGCAGGCGUGCCGCAGGUGAUGGCGGGGGGAGUGACCGGCAGCGUUUCCGUGGCUCUGCACCCUCUGGUCAUCCUCAACAUCUCCGACCACUGGAUCCGCCUGCGCUCCCAGGAGGGGAGGAACGGACAAGUGGUGGGGGCGCUGAUCGGGCGCCAGGAGGGCCGGAACAUCGAGGUGAUGAAUUCCUUUGAGCUGUUGGCCCACGGCUCCGGGGGACAUCUGCUCAUCGACAAGGAGUAUUAUUACACCAAGGAGGAGCAAUUCAAGCAGGUGUUCAAGGAUUUGGAAUUUUUGGGGUGGUACACGACGGGGGGAGCCACGCUGCUGUUCGCCGAGCUGCCGUACACUUUGGCCACCGAGGAGGCCGAGAGGAUCGGGGUGGAUCACGUGGCGAGGAUGACGGCCACGGGAGGAGGGGAGAACAGCACGG
This is a messenger RNA of Malurus melanocephalus (red-backed fairy wren), 595 nucleotides long. RefSeq names its product COP9 signalosome complex subunit 6-like. Gene Ontology annotation, molecular function: protein binding; metallopeptidase activity. The record is from RefSeq and is a predicted model, not a curated record. The annotation marks the transcript as partial. NCBI's taxonomy places the organism in Eukaryota, Metazoa, Chordata, Aves, Passeriformes, Maluridae. The transcript is spliced from 5 exons. Gene Ontology annotation, cellular component: COP9 signalosome.